Messenger RNA from Penicillium salamii, 837 nucleotides. Lineage: Eukaryota; Fungi; Ascomycota; Eurotiomycetes; Eurotiales; Aspergillaceae. The record is from the annotation of a GenBank genome assembly.
AUGGAGUGGUCGUCCUCUCACACGUAUGUGCCCAUCCCUGUCUUCCCGGACUACGCUCACCGACUCAAGGACCCAAACCUCCAAAGAUGCUACGGCGUAAAUAAAAAUGUCACAGACUGUGACUGGGAGUAUCUACAAACCCUGCGGACCUUGCAAGCUCCUCAUGAGCCCAUCCCUCGCUUCAUCGAUGUGCUGGAAUACCUCAGACAACCAGGCCGAGAGCACAUCUGGGUCUUGCUUGACAUCAAGCUCACCCAAGACCCAGACGCUAUCAUGAAGGGAAUCGCACAAGCCACCCAAUCAGUACCCAUAGCCGCCAUCGGACCCGACUGGCACCGUCGUAUUGUAGCCGGCACCUGGAACGGACGGUUCAUUUCGGCCGCCACAGAGCAUCUCCCCCGUUAUUCGCUGUCUCUUAUCUGCGCAGACCCCAGCUAUGCUCGUCAGUUCCUCGAGGUGCCUCGUGUCGGUUUCAACAUCAAUCAAAAGGUCCUGAUGGGUCCCUUGGGCAAGGGAUUCAUCGAGGAAGCUCGGGCUGCCCGUCGUCAAAUCUACGUUUGGACGGUGGACGAACCUAAUUUAAUGAGGUGGUCCAUCGAACACGAGGUUGACGGUGUUGUUUCCAAUGAGCCCGGUCGGUUCCACGAAGUCUGCGACGACUGGGAGAGGGAACACUCGGACCUGAAGGCUGUCCCACAGAAGACCCGUAUCUCUCUCAAGCAGCGGAUGGAGGUAUUGGCCAUUGCCUUGUACAUCAAGUGCUUUGGUUGGUACUACCGGCGCAGGUACCUCAGUCCUAUUGAGCGAGUUGAUCUCCAUGCACAUAAGCUUGGAUAG